AUGGCUAAAAAGCAAAAUAAGCCUGUGGAACAAAACGAGACGGAGCAAGAUUUCACGGCGGUGGAAAAAUCGGAAGGCAAACAGAAGGAGCUCGUCAAAGCUCCAUCAUCUUCUCCAACAGCUUCUGCUGCCGCAGAUCCAGAUUCUAUCCCGGAGAACAAGAAUGCUGAGACGUCUUCUGCUGUAACCUCACGGAAGACAAAGAAGAAGAAGAAGAAGAAGCAGCUACCGAUCCAAGAAGAAGAGCCUGAAGGUACUCAUGAGCAACAGAGACUCGUUUUCCAAACUCCAACACAGUCUCCAGAGACUGAGACACAAGAGACAGAGAGCAAGAAGAGGCCUCUCGAAGGAGGAAGCCCAUCAGCAGGAGACGUUGACAGGAAACGGGUCAAAACAGAAGAGAACACAAACUUGCGGUUCCAGAGGGUUUGGACUGAGGAGGACGAGAUCGUUCUGCUGCAAGAGAUAAAAAGCUUUGGGUCUGAUCCCUUGAAGUCAAGGAGUACCUUUUACGAUUUGGUGGAGUCCAAGAUGAGCUUCAAGUUUAGCUUGGAUCAAAUGGUUUGGAAGAUUGAGAAUCUGAAAAAGAAUUUCAGAGCAAAGGAGAGGCAGAAAAAGAAGAUUUUCCACACUCCUCACAAUAAGAAGCUUUAUGCAAUGGCCAAAGAGAUCUGGGGAUCUAUCGUGGAAGAAGAAGAGAAGAAGACUCACGGAGAUGAAAGUUGGUUUGAGAAGUCAUUUCUUCUAGCUUCGGUUGCAAGCUUUGGUUUGGGAGAAGAGAUGGUGAAAGAUGUAUGGAAUUUGGUUUCCGCGGAGAGGAAGGACAAGAUUCAUGAGGAGUUUAAACUGUUCGUGGCUGAUGAAAUCAAGACAAUGAUCCACAAGUCUUGCCUUGUGCGUGAAGCUUUAGCUGCCAUUGCUGAAGCUACAAGCUAA
Molecule: messenger RNA, 936 nt
Organism: Microthlaspi erraticum
Lineage: Eukaryota; Viridiplantae; Streptophyta; Magnoliopsida; Brassicales; Brassicaceae
Source: the annotation of a GenBank genome assembly